Molecule: messenger RNA, 795 nt
Organism: Entrophospora candida
Lineage: Eukaryota; Fungi; Glomeromycota; Glomeromycetes; Entrophosporales; Entrophosporaceae
Source: the annotation of a GenBank genome assembly
AUGUCAAAUACUGAUAAUAAUAACAAUAGCCAUUCUCACUCACAUGACGAAAGUGGACCACAACAUAGUCAUGGCGGAGUAGGAGCGGGAGGAGAUCAUGGGCAUACACAUGAACAUUUAGAAAAUCCUGGAAAGUAUACAGAACGAGAAUUGCCAAAAAUUGAAAAUAGAAAUUGGAAAGAACGAGCUUUCACAGUUGGAAUUGGUGGACCAGUUGGGUCAGGAAAAACGGCAUUGAUGUUAGCAUUAUGUAAAGCAUUAAGAAACCAAUAUUCAAUUGCAGCAGUUACCAAUGACAUAUUCACGAAAGAGGAUACCGAAUUCCUAGUACGUAAUGAGGCAUUACCAACUGAACGUAUCAAAGCCAUCGAAACAGGUGGAUGUCCACAUGCUGCAAUACGUGAAGAUAUUUCGGCUAAUUUGAAUGCAUUGGAACAAUUACAUGCUAAAUUCAACACUCAGUUAUUGUUGAUCGAGAGUGGAGGUGAUAAUUUAGCUGCAAAUUACUCGCGUGAAUUGGCAGAUUAUAUCAUUUAUGUUAUUGAUGUAGCAGGUGGUGAUAAGAUACCCCGUAAAGGAGGACCAGGUAUCACUCAAUCAGAUCUAUUGAUUAUUAAUAAAACUGAUUUAGCAGAGAUAGUGGGUGCCGAUCUAUCAGUAAUGGAAAGAGAUGCACGUAAAAUGAGGGAAAGUGGACCAACUUUAUUCACCCAAGUUAAAAAUGGUGUUGGUAUACCUGAAGUCAUUGAAUUAAUUCUUGGUGCUUGGAAAUCAUCUGGUGGGGCCGGUGAUUAG